AUGUCUAACCAGCACACUCAAAAGACCUACACCCUCAACACCGGUGCCAAGAUCCCCGCCAUUGGCCUGGGUACUUGGCAGUCUAAGCCCAAUGAGGUUCGUGAGGCUGUCAAGAACGCUCUGCUGAAGGGUUACCGCCAUAUUGACACUGCCCUUGCCUAUGGCAACGAGGCUGAGGUUGGUGCUGGUAUUAAGGACUCCGGCGUGCCCCGCGAGGAGAUCUGGAUCACCACCAAGCUCGACAACACCUGGCACCACCGUGUGGAGGAUGGAAUCAACUCCUCCCUCAAGGACCUGGGCGUCGACUACGUUGAUCUCUACCUCGUUCACUGGCCCAGCUCGACCGACCCUGCAGACAAGUCCAAGCACCUUCCCGACUGGAACUUCAUCAAGACCUGGCAAGAGGUGCAGAAGCUCCCUGCCACUGGCAAGGUCCGCAACAUCGGUGUUUCCAACUUCGGCAUCCAGAACCUGGAAAAGCUUCUGAACGACCCUACCACCAAGAUCGUUCCCGCCGUUAACCAGAUUGAGCUUCACCCCAACAACCCCUCUCCCAAGCUGGUCGCCUACAACACCUCUAAGGGCAUCCACUCCACCGGCUACUCCUGCCUUGGCUCCACCAACUCCCCUCUUUACAAGGAUUCUACUCUCCUGAAGAUUGCCGAGAACAAGGGCAAGACUCCUCAGCAGGUCCUGCUUGUCUGGGGUAUCCAGAAGGGCUGGAGUGUUAUUCCCAAGUCUGUUAGCAAGUCUCGCAUUGAGGGCAACUACGAGAUCGAUGGCUGGAAUUUGACUGCUGAGGAAAUUAACCAGCUUGAUAACCUGAAGGACCGCUUCAAGGUUUGCGGUGACGCUUGGUUGCCUGUCAAGGUUUUCUUUGGCGAUGAUGAGUAA
This is a messenger RNA of Penicillium malachiteum, 894 nucleotides long. RefSeq names its product putative glycerol dehydrogenase Gcy1 (gene gcy1). Gene Ontology annotation, molecular function: aldose reductase (NADPH) activity. Lineage: Eukaryota; Fungi; Ascomycota; Eurotiomycetes; Eurotiales; Aspergillaceae. Gene Ontology annotation, cellular component: cytosol. The transcript is spliced from 3 exons. The record is from RefSeq and is a predicted model, not a curated record. Bases 1 to 894 code for a protein of 297 amino acids.